Dermochelys coriacea (leatherback sea turtle) is the source of this 3452-nucleotide messenger RNA. Its product is annotated as butyrophilin subfamily 1 member A1-like. The record is from RefSeq and is a predicted model, not a curated record. Bases 339 to 1370 code for a protein of 343 amino acids. NCBI's taxonomy places the organism in Eukaryota, Metazoa, Chordata, Testudines, Dermochelyidae. Gene Ontology annotation, molecular function: protein binding. The transcript is spliced from 7 exons.
ACUUUCAUUCGAAAGCUGACAAAAUUGCUGUAAAUUAACCAGCAAUAGCUGUAUGAACAGACUGGAGUCAGACGUACCUAGUGGGAAAUGCAGCUAUAAAUACAGAGAAGUUUGCUUGUAAUGCAGACCUGGCAGUUCUGAAGCUGGGAACCCUUCCUCUGCCGCUAGCCUGUGCACUUGCCUGUAGGAUCCAUCGGGUAGGUGAGUGUCAGCCCUCAGUUGCUCUGAGCAUCUCCUGGACUAAGGGUCCAUUUCACUGACUGUAGAGAAGCUGGAAAUGUCCCAGUGAUCCUGUAAUUGCUGAGAAGUUUCUCCUGGGCUCAUGAGUUACAAUCAAGAUGAGGAUUUCCUUCCACUCCCACUGUGCCAUGAGCAACCCCUCUCUGUGCAGUUACCUCAUUUUCUUUUUUACGCUCCAUGUUCCUACACUGGAAUCAGUGAAUUUUGAGGUGAUUGGACCUGAUCAUCCCAUCACGGUCUCUGCAGGGGAAGAUGCCCUGUUACCCUGUCACCUCUCCCCCAGCAUGAAUGCUCAGGAGAUGGAGGUGCGCUGGUUCCAAUCCAAGUUCUCUGAACUUGUCUAUCUGUAUCAGCAUGGAAAAGAUCAGACUGAGCUGCAAACAUCAAAGUAUCGGGGCAGAACAGAGCUGCUGAAGGACGGUAUCAUGGAUGGAAGAGUUGCCCUGCAUAUACGCAACAUUACCCCCUCUGACCAAGGACAAUUUAUCUGUUUCUUCCGAUCACCCAGCUUUUAUGGGGAAGCCACUCUGGAACUGAAGGUGACAGAGAAGCUCCAGAAUGAACUUCAAUUGAGAAGAGCUCAAAUAUAUCAAGCCAGCGUGAUUCUGGAUCCAAUCACUGCUCAUCCUGAUCUCAUCCUGUCUGAGGAUCAGAAAUGUGUAACAAAAGGAGACACAGCACAGAAUGUGCCAGACAAUCCUGAGAGAUUUGAUUCUUCUGUGUGUGUCCUGGGUUCUGAAGGUUUCACAUCAGGGAUACAUUACUGGGAGGUGGAAGUAGGGAAUGGUGGUGACUGGUGGGUUGUAGGGGUUGCCAGAGAGUCUGUAAGGAGGAAGGGAUGGCUCAAUUUUAGGCCAGUGGAGAAGAUCUGGGUUGUGGAGUGUGAUUGGGGUAAAUACCAGGCUCUUGACUCCUCUGUGACUCAUCUGCCCCUGAAUGAGCGGCUUGGAAAAAUUGGGGUUUCUCUGAACUUUGAAGAGCGCCAUGUAGCAUUUUAUGAUACUGAUAACAUGGUGGCAAUAUACACUUUCAAAGAGGUCUCUUUCUCUGAUGAGAAAAUCUUUCCUUUCUUCUGUGUCUGGAGAACUCCAGGAAAAUAUAUCAAACUGUGUGACCGAGAAAAGAGGUAGCCCUACAUUUUCAAGUGUCCAUUAUUUUUUGUGCCCGCACUCAAAAUUAGUGGGCACUUAUGAAAAUUUAGAGAUUACUUCUCUGGGCCCAGAAUUUUGUACCUUUCAAAACUAGAAAGCAUGAAUGCUCAGGAGAAAAUGACAAUGGCACAGCAUUUACUCAAGCUAUUUUUCUAACAUCUAGUAUUCUGGAGGCCAAGUGUGAAAAAUGAAGGCGGACGGGGGUGGGGGCGGGGAGCGAGAGCUCCCUUUUAUGAACACACAGCCAGCCAGUUAGCUGUAAAAUUCCUCUUGGUAGCUGUUCUCUGCUUGCUUUACCUGUAAAGGGUUAAAAAGUCCCCUAGGUAAAGAAAAAGAAAAGGAGUGGGCACCUGACCAAAAGAGCCACUGGGAAGGCUAGAACUUUUUAAAAUUGGGAAAGAACUUUCUCUUUGUCAUUCUCUGGGCUGCAGGGACACGGAGCAGAAAUGCUAUAAGCAGGAGUGCUGUGUAAGGUUUGAACCAGGUAUGAAAAAUUAUCUUCCAUACCUAGAAGGAAUCAUUUGAUAGGGAAUGUUUAGAUAAACGCAAUCAGGUUUAUUUCUUUAUUUUGGCUUGUAGAUCUCCCCAGAUGCUUUUGUUUGCUUGUAAUCUUUAAGCUGAACCCUAUUUUGGUGCUUAAUUUUUGGAAUUCCUCUUAAAAUCUAGCAAAAGCCUAAGUUCCAGAUGUAUUUUGUUUCUUUUUUAAUAAAGUUUACUUUUAAGAACAGGAUUUGGAUUGUUGGGUCCUAAGAGCUUUGUGCCUAUGCUGUUUGAUUAGCUGGUGGCAAUGGCUAAUUUCCUUUGUUUUCUUCUCAGCUGUUCCCCGGAGGUGGGGUGAAAGGGCUUGAGGGUACCCCAUAGUGGGGAAUUCCCAAAUGCUCCUUCCUGGAUCCAAGGGAUUUUUUUUUUUUUUUUUUGCAUUUGGAUGGUGGCAGCGUUUACCAAGCCAAAGUCAGAGAAAAGCUGUAACCUUGUAACCAAGCUGUAACCUUGGGAGUUUAAUACAAGCCUGGAGUGGCAAGUAUUAACUUUUAGAAUCCUUGUGGGCGCCCACCUUCUGCACUCGAAGUGCCAGAGUGGGAAUUCAGCCUUGACACCAAGUCUACACAGGGUCUGAAUGAACUCUCCCCUGUCCCCUCUCCUAUUGAGGGGCUGGCAGAAAAGACGUCAGGAACAGACCAUGUUUGCAAAGACACCCUACUCUGCCUAGGUCCACACCAUGAUUGAGCUUCUUUGCCAAAAUGAUCAAUUAUGGCUGGUUUGGGGUUAUAAAUAACUUUAGUACUUGAAUACAGAGGUAAUGAAAUGUUGUUAUCCUGAUUGUAUGGGUAAAGGACAGCAGAACUGUUCAUAGCGUGCCCUGACUGAGGUUUCAUUUAGGGUGACCCCCCCCAAACUAAACAGGGGUAGGAAUGCUAAAUCCUAGUGAAAGGGAAAGAGGGUGGGGACAGGUGGUUAUAUCUGGUGGUAUGGGUGCUGCCUAAAGAGUCCUAGACACCAUUCGACUUUCACUACAGAGCUCCUUAGACUCAAUUAAAGACUGGAGAGGUAAUCCCAAAGUCAAGGGGAAAUAAGGUGAGAUAGUAAAAUGGGGUGUAGAUAGGUCUUGAAGAGAGGAAUCUGGGAAAGGGAGAAGGUGGGAAUGACUUUUUGUUUCUGGAUAAAUGUUGAUAACUACAAAGUAAUACACAUUGAAAAACAUAGUCCCAGCUAUGCAAAAUGAUGAAUCUAAAUUAGCUCCUUUUCCUUGUGAUGCCAUAUGAUUGGAACAUUACCAUUUAUAUCAUUAAUAUUGCCACUAUUAUACAAUUGCAACAAAUCUUGUACAAAGUAUGUCAUGUAUGGUAUCAAUGGAAAAGUUACAAUCUAUCAAAUAUCACUAUCCUGUUUGUAUGCACAUAUCAUUUUUGUAUCUGAAUAUUGACUAUAUACCUGUAUUUUAAAUGUGUUUGUUUCUUGGGAAACACCUACAAGGCAGUUUGCAUCAAGUCUAGCCAGCACUAAAAUCUUGGGAUCAGAAGAACCUUUUAUUUGAUUAAAUUGUUUCUAAAUAACCACUCA